This is a messenger RNA of Protopolystoma xenopodis, 447 nucleotides long. The record is from the annotation of a GenBank genome assembly. NCBI's taxonomy places the organism in Eukaryota, Metazoa, Platyhelminthes, Monogenea, Polystomatidea, Polystomatidae.
AUGUCCCAUAAUUCCUCAAAUUCUACAAUUAUUCACCCUCUUCGGAGACUUGUAUCUAGGUCUUUUAAGUCUGAUGACGCCUCAAAGAUUGCCACUUCGACCAACUUCUCUGUCAAUGUAACCAGUGAAUCCAUUCCAAUUCCUUCGCUCAUAACUGACCCUUCGCCUUCCUCAACACCACGAUACCCACUCGACAAUCACACCUUUUCAUUUGCCACGCAAUUCACCUCAAGUCAAGUUUCGGCUGAAUCAACAAAUAAUCUAAUUGUCCAUGGUUCUCAAUCAGCUUCACCGAAUAAUCCGAUGCCACUUCCUCUAAACCAAUCCUCUAUCCCGGAAGUGCUGCUUGAUAAUGAAUGCAACCGAGAGGUUGCCAUGCUUUAUCUACUUCUCUUGAUCGGGACGGUCUGGAUAGCUAUCCACCUGCUGAACUUCACUAAAACGUAA